CGCCGGGGCGGGCGGCAGCAUGGACGCGGGCCUGGACGCGGUGGCCGAGCCGGGCAGCCGGCCGGCGCUCUGGGAGCUGGUGCAGGAGGCCGAGAGCAGCCUGCUCGAGUGCCAGGUGUGCUUCGAGCGCUUCGAGCCGCGCACGCCGCGCCGGCCGCGCAGCCUGCCGUGCGGCCACGUGCUGUGCGUGUCGUGCGUGCGCGACCUGACGCACCCGCGGCGCCUGGCCCUCGAGUGCCCCUUCUGCCGCCUGCCGUGCGUGGCGUCGGGCGCGCGGGACUGCCUGCCCCUGCUGCACCUGCUGGAGCUGCUGGCCUGCGAGCUGCGGCCGCGGCCCGCGCCGCCGCCCGCCGCGCGCGCCCCCGGCGCCCACCGCGCCUUCGGCGGCUGGGGGACCCUGGUGCACCCCACGGGGCUGGCGCUGUGCCCGCGGAGGGCGCGCGUGGUGGUGGUGCACGACGGCAAGAAGCGCGUGCGCACCUUCGACCUGUGGGGCGGCUACGCGCGGCAGUUCGGCGAGCGGGGCCCGGCGGCCGAGGACGUGCAGUACCCGCUGGACGUCACGGUCACCCGCGACGGCCACGUCGUCCUCACGGACGCCGGCGACCGCGCCGUCAAGGCCUUCGACGCCCAGGGCCGCUGCAAGCUCGUGCUGGCCGGCCGCUUCGCCCUGCCCUGGGGGGUGGACGCCUGCCCGGACGACGACGACGACGACGGCGCCGCGGUGCUGGUGACCGACGCGGAGGCGGGGACCCUGCACCGCCUGGAGCUGGACCCGGAGGCCGGGGCCGUGCGGGGCUGCGUCCAGCUGCGGGGCCAGCUGCGCGGGCCGCGCGCCGUGGCCGUGUGCCGGCUCAGCGGGGCCGUGGCGGUGCUCGAGCGCCCCCUGGCGUCGCGCGCGGGCGGCGCGGCGGGCGCGGCGGUGAAGGUGUUCGGCGCGGACAUGCGGCUGCUGGCCCAGGUGGACAGCUUCGGGCUGAGCCUCCUCUUCCCCACCCCGAUCGCCGUCUCCGCCGUGGCCUUCGAUCACCAGGGCAACGUGGUGGUCACCGAUACGGCCGGCCCGGCCGUCCUGUGCCUGGGGAAGCCGCAGGAGAUGCCCGUCGUGAAGGUGGUGGCCACCCGCGGGCUGGCCCGGCCCGUGGCCCUGGCCUUCAGCAAGCAGAACUCGCUUCUGGUGCUGGACAAUGAGACGCAUUCCGUCAACGUCUACAGGAUCGACGACGCGGAGUGAGGCCUGGAAUCGGACGUUCGGGGAUGCCACUCGCCGGUGACCCUGGCCCGGUGACCUCGUUCCGUCAGUCCGUCCCCGGCUCCGAUUCCUGCAACAGUGCCAGCGAACGAAAGGACAGUCACCAACGCUACCCAGAACAGACACUUCCUGUGCCGGGGACCCCUCACUCAUUUCACCUUGCCCAAAUCCAGGGAGGUGAGUUCUGCCUGGUUCGGCCCCGGCUUGAGCAAACGGAAAUCAUCGCUCCAGUGAACUUUUUCAAAGUCUCAUUUAUGCACUGUGACGGUCGCUAAUAGAGCUCAAUUCUGAGUCCUAGGCGUGCUUUUACGUUUUCAGGGAGUGGGGAAGGAGUAGGGGUGGUUGUUGUUGUUGCUGUGUACUGUUUACCGACAGCUUUAUCCUUUGGGGGGUUGGGAGGGGUUGGGUCACACUCAGCGAUGCUCAGGGCUUACUCCUGGCUCUGCUCAGGGAUCGCUCCUGGCAGUGCUGGAGGGACCAUAUGCGGUUUCAGGGGGGGUUGAACCUGGGUGGGCCACUUGCAAUGCAAGUUCCUUACCUGCUGUAGGAUCUCGCUCCAGCCCCGCUUUUUCUUUUAGCUGGUGGCCCACGCAGAAAAAAGGGGGAUAAGCCUGAGUUCAGGAGGAAAUGGAUUUUGAGGUUCAAUUUAAAUCCUAACUCUCCCAAGAACACUUCAGCCGGAGUUAUUGUGACUCCUGAGUGCCUUGAAUGAGAAAAUACCAUCCGGUUCCUUGUCUCCCUGGCAUAGACCCUUAGUGGGGGGUUGGGAGUGGCGCUGAGAAUGGUCACAGCGGUCUAAGUUGCAAAGUCUGCUGAACACGACCUCAGCACCAGUUAGGGCCCGAUGGGUGGUUCUCCUGUUUCAUGCUCUUGUUAAUAAAAGACGAGUUACCA
Molecule: messenger RNA, 2146 nt
Organism: Sorex araneus (European shrew)
Lineage: Eukaryota; Metazoa; Chordata; Mammalia; Eulipotyphla; Soricidae
Gene: NHLRC1
Product: NHL repeat containing E3 ubiquitin protein ligase 1
Exons: 1
Coding region: 20-1234 (404 amino acids)
Biological process (GO): proteasome-mediated ubiquitin-dependent protein catabolic process; protein polyubiquitination; negative regulation of translation
Molecular function (GO): translation repressor activity; protein binding; ubiquitin protein ligase activity
Source: RefSeq, a predicted model, not a curated record